AUGACGGAGCCAUCGUUUUCGGAUAGCAACCCGUUUUUGCAGUUUCUUGGAACUGACGAAAACGACGAAACAACCAAUCAGGGCAAACCCAGCCAAACGAGCUCGCCCGGAGAGGCCCCGACUACAGACGGUGACUCCAACCAGAACUCCAUUUCUGUCAACAAGCCUCAAUUGCCUCCACGAAGCAAUUUGGACGCUCGGCCGGCAAUUCCACCGCCUUUAGCGCCGAGACCGGACUUUCUGAGUCCAAAUGCUGGAAUGACAUACUUAAGGCCAACUACACCACCGCCAGGUCAAUACUCUAGACCAACAACUCCUCCCCCGGGUCAUUAUUCUAGACCAACUACACCCCCGCCAGGAAUGCUACAGAGUCAGGAACACGAUUUGGAGGCUUCAGAUUCAGCACCUCCGCCGUCGUAUGCAGAAGCAAUGGCAGAACAGGAUGCUCCCCACACUUUUUCAGCACCCUUUGCGGCCACCGGUGGUGAUCAAGACACUGACUCGGGAUUGGUCCAGAGACCACCAAUGCCUUUACCACUACAAGCACGUCCUAAUGAGCACCGGUCGCGAGUUUAUCCGGGCCAUUCCGGGGUGACGUAUGGGAAUGCGAGUAGGAACUCUGGUCCGGGGUUGCCUCCGCGUAACUAUUGA
This is a messenger RNA of Kuraishia capsulata CBS 1993, 651 nucleotides long. RefSeq lists its product as uncharacterized. The coding region runs from base 1 to 651 and encodes 216 amino acids. The record is from RefSeq and is a predicted model, not a curated record. The transcript has a single exon. Lineage: Eukaryota; Fungi; Ascomycota; Pichiomycetes; Pichiales; Pichiaceae.